Messenger RNA from Neohortaea acidophila, 1262 nucleotides. RefSeq names its product DNA glycosylase. Gene Ontology annotation, molecular function: DNA binding; oxidized pyrimidine nucleobase lesion DNA N-glycosylase activity; DNA-(apurinic or apyrimidinic site) endonuclease activity. Bases 10 to 1218 code for a protein of 402 amino acids. Gene Ontology annotation, cellular component: nucleus. Lineage: Eukaryota; Fungi; Ascomycota; Dothideomycetes; Mycosphaerellales; Teratosphaeriaceae. The transcript has a single exon. Gene Ontology annotation, biological process: nucleotide-excision repair; base-excision repair; base-excision repair, AP site formation. The record is from RefSeq and is a predicted model, not a curated record.
AUCAUAAACAUGCGCGGAACGCGACCAGCCCCCGACCCGAUUUCAAACGGCGCAGAUCACCCUAGCUCAAGCAAUCAGACUACUCGACGUUCGUUGCGACGAUUCGCCUAUCAGGAGAAUGGCCGGACGGAGCCAGCGCAGCAAGAUGUAGAGGCUGGUCCAGCAUCCGGCAAUGAACAGGGAACGAGCUUGGGCAAACGCAAAAGAAACAUUGCGGAGGAUGUCAUAAAUCACACCAAAGCGGAGGCGCAUCGCCCGCCCCGAAAGCAAGAGACGGUCCCCGAAUCAAAGCCGCUCCGGAAGCCUCGCAGACAACCAGCGAAGCACAUCAAGGGGCCCAAUGGUAACGUCACAGUAGAGGCACCGGCCGAUUGGCAACGUGUGUACAACACGACUGCAGCCAUGCGGAAACGCGUGCUCGCCCCGGUCGACACCAUGGGAUGCGAGUCACUCGCCGACACGACUCGCUCCCCGCAAGACCAACGACUACAGACUCUCGUGUCGUUGAUGCUGAGCAGUCAGACCAAAGACACGGUCACGGCGGCGGCGAUGUGGAACUUGCAAGCCAAUCUACCCGGCGGCUUUUGCUUGGAGUCGUUGCUGCAGGUGGAGCCGGAGGAACUCAACAGAUUGAUUGAGAAGGUGGGCUUUCACAACAACAAAACCAAGUUCAUCAAGGCGACUGCCAUCAUUCUGCGAGAUCAGUACAAUGGCGACAUACCCGACACCAUCGAAGGCCUGGUCAGUCUGCCCGGGGUGGGGCCGAAGAUGGCAUACCUCUGCAUGAGUGCCGCGUGGGGCCGUGACGAAGGCAUUGGGGUGGAUGUGCAUGUGCAUCGCAUUACCAAUCUAUGGGGCUGGCAUAAAACGGCGACGCCGGAGCAGACGAGGGCGGAGUUGGAGGCAUGGCUGCCGAAGGACAGGUGGCACGCCAUCAAUCAUCUUCUGGUGGGCUUUGGACAGACCAUUUGCCUACCGGUGGGAAGGAAAUGCUGGGAAUGCGACUUGGCGUCGGAAGGAUUGUGUCCGAGCGCGCAGCUGAACAGGAGUCCAGUGAAGAAGAAGGUGGAGGUGGGGGUCGAGAUCAAGGUCGAGGAUGGGCAAGUUACUACGGCGGAGGAGAUUGUCACUCAAUCGGACGGCGUCGGUAUCAAGGUCGAGGCACAGCUGGAUGGCGAAGGCGUGGUCGAGAUGCAAGCCUUCUCUGGAGCAGGAUAGUCAGGCAGGAUGGUCCAGGUCGUGUUGCUAUCGAAGCUCGCGGA